This is a messenger RNA of Striga asiatica, 1107 nucleotides long. The record is from the annotation of a GenBank genome assembly. NCBI's taxonomy places the organism in Eukaryota, Viridiplantae, Streptophyta, Magnoliopsida, Lamiales, Orobanchaceae.
UUGGGGAACCGUGAUUAUCAAGGGAAUACCGAGGCCCAGUUGAGUCAAGCACUCAGGAAAAUCGACAAACGAUGGAUUUGCAAAAGGAGUUUCAUCGUUCAAGCAGGUAUCGCGGAUAUCGUUUUCAUUGACACCACUCCAUUCGUCUACACAUACUUUAACAACUCUAAGGAACAGAGAUUUGAUUGGAGUGGUAUAAUGCCAAGGGAUGACUAUCUCUCAUCCGAAGAUAGUAGUUGGACACCACACAAUUAUGAGCAUUGGGCAAACAAGGUAGAUUUGUACAUUAAUGGACAUGACCAUUGCUUGGAGCACCUUAGCAACCAAAACGGGUCGAUGCAAUUCUUGACGAGCGGCGGAGGUUCAAAGGCAUGGAAAAACAAGAUUCACUAUGAGAACCAUAGUGAGACUACACACUUCUAUUAUGAUGGGCAAGGCUUCAUCUCAGUGGAGCUUCUACGGGAAAAGGCAAACAUAACCUUUUUUGAUGUAAUGGGAAAGCCAUUUUUCCAAAAUCUUUCUCCACAUAAAUCGAGCAUCAAAUCUUCAGGGAUGGUACACAUUUUCAUGGUCGACACAAACCCAUUUGUCAACAAGUAUUUUACCAAGGCCAAGAAAUUCAACUGGGAAGGGGUACUCCCCAGAAGCUUAUACAUUUAUAACCUUCUAAGGGAUCUAAAUGCAAAUUUGAGAGCAUCAAAUGCUACCUGGAAAAUUGUCGUCGGACAUCAUCCAAUAAGAAGCAUUGGCAAACGAGGAGACACCCAAGAACUUGUGAAGCUCCUCCUCCCCAUACUUCAGGCAAACAAGGUCCCUAUAUACAUAAAUGGGCAUGAGCACUGUCUGGAACACAUCAAUAACACUGGAAGCCCAAUCGAGUUCCUGACAAGUGGAGGUGGGUCGAGAGCAUGGGGAAACAUUACUCAUCAUGAAAAACACAAGAACAACUUCAACUUCUACUAUAGCGGGCAGGAUUUCAUUUCAGUUCAGGUUACAAGAAGGGAAGCAAAAAUGUCUUUCCAUGAUGUCUUUGCCAAAAUCCUGCAUAGCUUUAUGUUGACGAAAUAUGGUGGGAAUAACAGAAUCUCAAUUUCUGCACCCAUGUAC